AUGGAAAAAUCCAAAAAUUUCCGCAUCGACGCGCUGCUGGCCGUGGACCCCCCGCGAGCGGCCUCGGCGCAGACCGCGCCGCUGGCCCUGGUCACGUCGCUCGCGGCCGCCGCAGCUGGCCCCGGGGGCGGCGGCGGCGGGGCGAGCGGCGGGGCGAGCGGCGGCUGCAGCCCCGCGUCCUCGGAGCCGCCCGCGGCGCCCGCCGACCGCCUGCGCGCCGAGAGCCCGUCGCCGCCGCGCCUGCUGGCCGCGCACUGCGCGCUGCUGCCCAAACCGGGCUUCCUGGGCGCCGGCGGCGCGGGCGGAGGCGGAGGCGGGCCCGGGGGNNNNCCGGGGGGGCCCCCCCACCGCGCCCCCCCCGGCGCCCCCGCCGCCGCCGCCGCCGCCGCGGCUGCCGCGGCCGCCGCGGGGGGUCUGGCGCUGGGGCUGCAGCCGGGGGGCGCGCAGGGCGGCGCGGGCCUCCCGGCGCAGGCGGCGCUCUACGGCCACCCGGUCUACGGCUACUCGGCGGCGGCGGCGGCGGCCGCGCUGGCCGGGCAGCACCCGGCGCUCUCCUACUCGUACCCGCAGGUGCAGGGCGCGCACCCCGCGCACCCCGCCGACCCCAUCAAGCUGGGCGCCGGCACCUUUCAGUUGGACCAGUGGCUGCGGGCGUCCACCGCGGGUAUGAUCCUGCCCAAGAUGCCGGACUUUAACUCCCAGGCGCAGUCCAGCCUCCUGGGGAAGUGCCGCCGGCCACGCACCGCCUUCACCAGCCAGCAGCUGCUCGAGCUGGAGCACCAGUUCAAGCUCAACAAGUACCUGUCGCGGCCCAAACGCUUCGAGGUGGCCACCUCCCUGAUGCUCACCGAGACCCAGGUGAAGAUCUGGUUCCAGAACCGGCGGAUGAAGUGGAAGCGCAGCAAAAAGGCCAAAGAGCAGGCGGCGCAGGAGGCCGAGAAGCAGAAGGGCGGCGCGGGCGCAGGCAAAGGCGGCGGCGCCGAGGACCAGGGGGACGGGGUGCUGCUGGGGCCGCUGGCGCCCGGGGACAAGGGCAGCGGACGCCGCCUGCGGGACUUGAGGGACAGUGACCCCGAGGAGGAGGAGGAGGACGACGACGACGAGGACCAUUUCCCCUACAGCAACGGCGCUAGCACGCACGCCGCCUCGUCUGACUGCUCCUCCGGGGCCGACUCGCCUGCCCCGCGGUCCGGCGGGCCCGGCCAGCAGCCCCCGCCCCAGUAG
Physeter macrocephalus (sperm whale) is the source of this 1224-nucleotide messenger RNA. It is a transcript of the gene MNX1, whose product is annotated as motor neuron and pancreas homeobox 1. The transcript is spliced from 4 exons. Gene Ontology annotation, biological process: endocrine pancreas development; neuron projection morphogenesis; regulation of DNA-templated transcription. Gene Ontology annotation, cellular component: nucleus. Lineage: Eukaryota; Metazoa; Chordata; Mammalia; Artiodactyla; Physeteridae. The coding region runs from base 1 to 1224 and encodes 407 amino acids. Gene Ontology annotation, molecular function: DNA-binding transcription factor activity, RNA polymerase II-specific; sequence-specific double-stranded DNA binding. The record is from RefSeq and is a predicted model, not a curated record.